Molecule: messenger RNA, 1858 nt
Organism: Microcebus murinus (gray mouse lemur)
Lineage: Eukaryota; Metazoa; Chordata; Mammalia; Primates; Cheirogaleidae
Source: RefSeq, a predicted model, not a curated record
AGUCCCUCUGUGUUUCCCGCAGACACUCUGCACGAAGGCCACCAUGCAGACCGUGCGGGCCGCCGACACCAACGAAGUCGUGAAGCUGAUAUUUCGAGAGUCGGACAACGACCGGAAGGUCAUGCUGCAGCUGGAGAAGAAGCUCUUCAGCUACUUCAACCAGGAGGUUUUCCGAGACAACAACGGCACAGCGCUCUUGGAAUUCGACAAAGAGUUGUCCGUCUUCAAGGACAGGCUGUAUGAACUGGACAUCUCGUUCCCUCCCAGCUACCCGUACAGCGAGGACUCCAGCCGGGCCGCGCAGUACAUGAACACCCGGUGCCCCGCCUGGUGCGACCGCAUCCUCAUGUCCCCGUCCGCCAAGGAGCUGGUGCUGCGGUCGGAGAGCGAGGAGAAGGUCGUGACCUACGACCACAUCGGGCCUGACGUCUGCAUGGGAGACCACAAGCCCGUGUUCCUGGCCUUCCGCAUCACGCCCGGGGCAGGUAAACCUCACGCACAUGUGCGCAAGUGUUGUGUCGUGCAGUGACGUGGGAAGAGGUGCCAGCGCCACGAGAGGGCCCUCCGAGAGACCUCCCUGUAGCAGUGACCGAAGUGCGUGCUCUCAACAGCUGCAUCGAACCCGCGAGCGCCACCUGCUAGAAGGCCGGCCCCACACUUCGCUUCAGCCUCCGGACCAUUCCGGAAAAGCCUCACAUACCUCACUGUCUUGUCUGUUCGUGUGACAUCAGUAGAAAUAUUGGGUUUUUAAAAUAAGUCACAGUCCUGUUGCCAAAACUCUAAUAGACAGCAAGGAGAACCUGUAUCUCAGACUCCAGCGCCCAGCUCGUGUGAUUGUGGGCUUCUCCGCGGGCCGCGAGGCCCGCAGCCCUGCCCGGCGCGGGUGUGCCCAGGGCUGGGGGGCGGCGCUCCCUGGCAGAGCCGACGCCUCCCUGCGGUAUUUUCUCUGUGCCAUGCCACAUGGUUUUCGAAUCACACUGCAGCUGCUUCCCAUUUUUAUAAAUAUAAAUAUAUAUAAAUAUAUACUUUUUAAAAAUAAUUUAUAAAUCUUACCAAAACUUAUGCUAAAUAUCCUUUCCAGUAUGAAUGCACAAGGGCGUCACGUCGGCAGGUAGAAGCGGCGUCUAGGAGUUGGGCUCUGUCUGUCCACACAGGUGCAGAGCCAGUGUACCUGGCAGGGCCGACUGGCUAGGAGCCGGCCCACAGCACGUCCAUGCUAGCGGUCUGUUACUCCUAUGCCUUUCUCUGUGUCAUACUAAGAACUGAAUGUGAAGUUUAUAGCUAGCCUGGGUGUACCUUUUAAGAAUUUUGUAAACCGUCUGUCUUUUGUUACCGUUUUAUGGUGCCAAGUAUCCUACAUUUAAACAAUAAUAUCAUGGGAGAAAUAGAAAUAGCCUAGUCUGCUUCCAAUACAGAUUGCUUUUAACAUGGGCUGUAUAUAAAAAUAUUCAAGAGAAGCAAAACUGUACAUUUCCUUAGUUGCUCUGCUACAAACAACCUAAGUAAUAACCUUGUUGCAAAUAUUUUUCUCCUAGCACUAAGUACAGCAUUAAAAGGUGAUUAGAGAGUCUGUUGAGAAACACAAAUGUAUGUUUAUUGAUUUUACUUAGAACACUACAGAGUUCCUGGACUGGGUGAAGGCAUCAGAUGGAUGUUUGUUGUACAGAGGUCACUACCACUGCAGGUGAUGUGGUGUCCGCAGGCCGACUCUGCCUGAGGACGCAGUCGGUCUGUGCGGCCCUGCAGCCCCAGCAGGGCGUCUGUCCGGCGGGCGGGCUGGUGGCUGCCGGUCAUUCUGAAGGCCUUGGAAGUGUGACCCUCCGGUUCCUAAGCAAUAAAACCGAUCGUGGUGAAAACA